AUGGCCCAUCUACAAUUCUACAACUAUGAAGGUGUUGGCGAGAAGAACCAGCAAGACUACUGGUAUAGUCAAGCUGUCCGGAUUGGUGAUCGCAUCGAAUGCGCCGGUCAAGGUGGCUGGGAUCCUAAGUCCGGAGAGAUCUCCCAAGAAAUUAAUGCCGAGAUCGAUCAGGCCUUUGAGAAUGUCGACCUCAACCUGAAGCACGCCAGCGGAACCGGCUGGGACCAGGUAUUCCGGGUGAAUUCGUACCAUGUCCCGAUGGAUAAUGAAGCACUUGGGGCCAUGGUGCGCAACUUCAAGAAGUGGAUGCCGGGACAUCAGCCUAUCUGGACCUGUGUUGGAGUGCCGAACCUCGCCCAGGACAAUAUGCACGUGGAAAUCGAGGUGGUGGCCCAUGUCCCCUAA
Molecule: messenger RNA, 405 nt
Organism: Penicillium brasilianum
Lineage: Eukaryota; Fungi; Ascomycota; Eurotiomycetes; Eurotiales; Aspergillaceae
Source: the annotation of a GenBank genome assembly